This is a messenger RNA of Hippocampus zosterae (dwarf seahorse), 7757 nucleotides long. RefSeq names its product junctional cadherin 5 associated a (gene jcada). The transcript has 5 exons. The record is from RefSeq and is a predicted model, not a curated record. The coding region runs from base 645 to 5456 and encodes 1603 amino acids. Gene Ontology annotation, biological process: positive regulation of blood vessel endothelial cell proliferation involved in sprouting angiogenesis. Lineage: Eukaryota; Metazoa; Chordata; Actinopteri; Syngnathiformes; Syngnathidae. Gene Ontology annotation, cellular component: adherens junction; ruffle membrane.
GCAAGGGUAGCAAAUGAAAAGCUUCAUCUCCGUAAAGGCACCAUUUUCACCCAUAUUGUAUGCGUGUGCAGCUAUGGGCUACCUUUUGAUUGGCUACAUUAGUUUCAUGGUCAAGGAUGUGUGGAGGUUAAUUAUUCAUUAACCGCUGUUGGUCUCCAAAGAUGUCCCCGAUGCACCGUGAAUCGAUUUGCACGACAGUAGCUGGAAAAGGUGAACUAUAAGCAUUUGCAGCACGGAUGGAUGAGGUGAAACGCUGAGAGAACAGUCAUUGACAUUAAGAGUGAGCGCCGCUGCAUCCAGCUGCUGCCCACUGGAGCGGAGGCGGGAUGCUCCCUCGGUGUUGUGCGCCGUUCGUGGUGAGGGGGCUGUUCCCUCCGCACAUCCGAGCUCGCUCAUUCCGUCCGGAGCAGCGGCAGGGAUGAGAGCUUGGCAUCCAGGCGCCAACGCGACGACACGCUCCGCAGUGAUGGCCUCGGCUGCACAGUUGUGCCGGUGAUCCUGCCGCUGCGUACAAGGAAGAAGCAGAGACGCCUUGACAACUGACCUACCUUUCUCUACCCCCCAAAACGUGGAAAAAAAAACAGAGGGGGUGGAGGAAGGGGGGUGGGGGUAGAGGAAACACACCAGCGUGAUCAAAUGCGAACAUGUACAGCGUGGAGGAUCUCCUCAUUUCUCAUGGAUAUAAGCUACCCAAGCCCAGCACCGCCUCCACCGCCCCGACCCCAACCCCGGCAUCCACAUCCCGACAUGCGCCCCCCUCUUCACCUCCAUCUUACGGUAAACACCACGAGAGGCCCAGUAGCAGGACAGUGAAUGGCUAUGAACGAGGCUCGAGAUUGACAUACGCAAACAACUGCGGGAGCAGGCGCCCUCAAGUAUACGUGACUGGAAGCGGCUGCCCCAACAACAACGUCCAACCCGGGGACAGGAGCCAAUCCAGGCAAGAGGGUGAAAUCCAGGGCCAAAUUGAAACGCCGUCAUUUGGAGAGUCGCUGACCUCAGACAGCGGGUUCUGUGAUGGCACCAGAGGUCAACAGAUGCAGUCCAAAGACGUGUCCUUCUGGAGAAGGAGAGGCCAGGACUUCACCGUGCUGCUGGACUAUGCUGACCACAGAGAGUGCCGCGCGGGAGCGCAUGGGGAAUAUAACAGACCAGAGAGACCUCAACAAGCAAAAGGUCAAGAGUUGCCCGUUGAGGAGCGUCAGAGAGUAGCCCAGGAGCGGCAACGCUGGGUGGCCCAGGUACAGGCUCGUGCGAAAGAGAGGGAAGCGGCUCUCAAACAGUGGAGGAUGGCCACCGAGAGGAAGUGCCAGAGCCUGGGGACAGAGGAGUGGCGUCCAGCUGUCAGUUUUAGUCGCCAGAUGUCGCAGAGUGAGGGUGAACGUUGGGCACAGGAGCAGCAGCGGCUCCGCGCCAGGACACCGGAGGGAAUGGUAGUCCAUUCCAGGACCAAAGCCAAGUCCCAGUCCAUGCCCAGGAUGCUGCGACCUGAGAGCCUGCAAUAUGUGGACAUGGCCUCGUGCGGUCAGGACUUAUACAGGCGGGUUAAUGGCCACCCACUGUCACACCAGGACCUUUACAGGGCACCCCGCUGGCCGGAGAACGGCAGGCCAGCGAGUGCCAACCAGUUAUCAGUAACGCCAAAGCCCCGCUUCACUCGGCCCCCCAGACCUCCCUCCUAUGAAAUGCACCAGCAGAUUAGGGGAAGCUGUGAGUUGUUGUCCGGUAGAGACUCGGUUAUUUCCCAUACCAGGGACAGGACUCCCAUACCCAUCUUACGGACAGGUGAUGCUCCACUAGACUAUUUUGCACAGGAUUCUGGACCUCCAGGAUACAUCCCUCCCCCAUCGUAUAAGAGAGCCCCUGUGAUUAUCGGAGGGCGCCGGGGAUACGGUGAGAUUGCAGUUGAUUACAGGUACAGAGGUGACGUGUACCAGCAGAUACACGUGGCUCCGGAUGGAACUCAUUGGAUCGCUCGACAUCCAGCAGGUUCUUGGUCAGAGUCAUCCAGAGAGAGGUGCAUUGCAGGCCACAAGCAGCUCCAUCCUGUAUGUACUUCGCAAGAGCAUCCAGGCGGAAAAGUGCAAUAUAUCUCCUUUGAUGACCCCCGCAUACGGCACAUUUCUUCAGCUCUCGGUGGUAAUUCCCUGACAGACGCUGACAAGAUACGUCACAUCCGCAACGAACUCCCCGGCACCGCCGCGUCGGAGCCCGCAUCCGGCAACAGUGCCUUUAUGCCCCCGCCGGGGGGGGCUUUUAUCGCUGCCAAACUGGCCAGCGAUGCUAAUCAGACGUCUUCGUGUGACUUUGACAAUGACAAUAAGAGGUGGCGCAGCCAUUUGCACAAAGCGACUGUCGACCACUUCUCAGCAACUGACCAAAAUUGCAACACUUUUUCCAAAAACCGACGUCCUCCUCCAUCGCCAUCUUCAGCCUUUCAGGCCCCAGUCAGAAGAGCAGCGUCUCGCCAGGGGUCCAGUUUAGAUCAGGUCUUUGCAGAAACCAUCACACAAGUCAAGAAAAUUGUCCCAGAAUCAGGGUUGGACAACAACAGAAAUACAAAGAGAAGAGUUAGCGAGACCAUUUUCUGCCUUGUGUCCGUUCCCCUUCACACACCAACUAACCUUAACAAAGAUGCAUCAGCAGAUCAGAACAACAACGACACAGCACGAACUCUGCCCAGGACCAAUACAGAAACCUUUGCCGUCGGCCUCAAAGAGACCCGCAGCCUCCGAAGUAAGUCAGUGAAUGAGAUGCCCAUCAGUGUCCACUACUCGCAUUUUCAUACCACCAGCACCUCCUCCCUGAGGAACUCCAAGAGGGCUCCUUUAAGGAAGGAGAUCAUCGACGCCUGGGCACUUCAAGCCAAUGAGGACAAGGAGAUGUGUUAUUCGGGGUCCUGGCCGGGAAACCAAUACCGUAACCAGGAAACCCAAACCGGCUCACCCUUGACAGUGGUGAAAAGUCCAGAACUCCAAAGCCCACCGGGAGCACAAGAGCCCGUCCAUUCUGCCUCGGAGACACCGACCGACAGCGGCGUAGGAACCGAUAACGGUUCUUCAUAUGGCUAUCCCAUGGCUGGCCAGAAAAACCUCCAUCCCUCCAGCAACAGCGCCUUCUCCCGACUAGGCGGCAGCCCAACACCACAGCAGGCGUCGCAAACGUCGGAGCAAAGUAUAUCCUCCCCGAGCAAACACGAUUCAGGAGCCCCGAACACAUCCUCUCCAAAGAAGAGCAACUCCAGUCCUCCCGAGUGUCCCGAACAAGUGGCCUUUGGUCAGUUCCUCCUCAAGCCGGUCACCCGACGGCCAUUUGAUGCCAUUGGUGAACUGGAGACCAUCAAUAAGGAGAUGGAAGACACAAUCAGCAAGAGGCGUCACGUCGGUCGGUCGGUUGACGAUUUGGAUGGGAUGAAUAAAAGAAAUGGCCGCUACAGAUCAGGAACGCAUUUUCGAAUCGGCCUCGAAGCAGGCAGAGAGGCAAGGAGUCUUCCCCCCACGCUCACAGAUAAAACUGUGAUGAAAAUCCGAUCAAAAUCUUUUCCCUCUGCCGACGAUUUGGAAUCGGUGGGCGCACGGCAGACUUUCUGCAGACCACAGACCAACGUACCAUUCACAAAUGAGACAUGUGCAAUCCCCAGCCCAGGCGGGAGACGAGCCGCGCCCUCACUGCCUCAACACAGUCAUUCAAACCGGCUUUAUAGGCAGGAUAUUCCUGUCCCUCAGGAGUCAUUGCUAAGGGAUGUUGGGCUAACCGUCUACACAGAGACCCCCGGUGGUGGCGGGGAGGCGACGCGUUCGCUUCAUCACACCGACCUGACAGUUCAGCUUUCGAGCGAGUGCGGCGCAGUGCACGGGAAAAAUUGUGACGGGGCAGAGCACAGUUUUGAUCUGGAGCUUCAAGAGAAAGUGGAGACUGAGACAAGGGCUCAGUUGGACAAAAUGUCACAAAGCAAGAGUGAGCUGAAUUUGAGCAUCGGCGGAAGCAGGAGCGAAAUGUUCCAAUUGUCCAAGAGUCAUAGUUCUCCGCUUGUCACCGGGGAGGUUUCCCAUGCGUUCAAGGAAAAUGGUCAUGACGAAUGCUGCCACUCUGAGCCUCUAAAAUACAAAACAAACGAGUCAACGAUAGCAGACGUGCACCUUGAGACCCUGCUUACCCAAGAGAAAGCCAACGCAUUACCCGCAGAGGACCUGAGUAGCCUGUACGAAGUUAAAUGUGCAAAGGGAAUACCUGAAAAUGAAUCCAUUGAGCAGAGAGCUGCCAGAAUUUUGGGUAUUCCCGUCCCAAUGGAAACCUUGGGCGUGUCGGAGAAAAAUGAUGAUGCAGAAACCCCCGUGGAUGAGACACCCCACUGUCCAGGUGAAGGCGAACGCAAUGUGUUUGAGGGGCCCGAGCAAGUCGAACAGGGAUCGACAAUUUUGCUGGGAACGGAGAUGAAAGAGGUUCAGGUGUCAAAAUUAGGCAAAGACCGCAAUGAAGAUAGCAAACAAAAGCACAAUAACAAUCAACAUGACGGCGAACGUAGCGAAGAGGACGUCACUCAGUCGGCGGUGGUGCUGGACCUCCCUGAAUUCCCACCGUGUCGUCUUUCACUGUCCCUUCCCGUCAGCCCCGAUGAGAAACGACCACUAAGGAAAGGAGAAAAGAAGUGCAGCACAACACAGCCUUCGAGAAAAUUCAUUGAAGCCCUGCAAGAUAAGCUAAGCUCUUCCGCUAAUAUAUCCGGGACAUCUCUGGGCAGGUCGACCACAGACAGAAUAGCCCGACUCAAAGAACUGCAAUCGGUGUCUCGAAUUCGACGCCUCAGCCUAAAAGGUUCCGAUUCAAACAGAGACUGUAAUUCCGAGGAGAGAGACGGAGACAGACGGGAAAACUUAGUUGAAGGAGAGGCAACGCUUGAGGUUGAGGAGAAACAAGAACAUGAAGAAGGCCCGAAUGCCCAGAUCGGAAGGAGGAAAGUCGAGGAUGUGGAGCGUGACCAUGCAUGUGUAACCGAGGACGAGGUAGCGCCUCCCAAAGAAGCUUGUCAACCCGGUGAAGACAAUGAAAAUAUAUGCAAAGGAGACGGAAAAUCAAAGGAGGUAAAACAGACUGAUGAUGAUUUUGCACUACAAGCAAUAAAGGAAGGAGCGAGAGAAGACGACGGAGCAAAGACGGAAGAGCCAGAAGGAAAAGUGGAGCUUGACAUUGGCCACAACGCGGACAAACAGCAAGCGGCAGAAGUUAGUCCGAGUAAAAUGACAAACGACGUUAAGGUAGACAAGCUGCCCAAAGCGAAGCUUCGUACGAAGCUCCAGAAGCCUCCACUGCUCCCUAAACCUCGAAGUGUUCCCAAAAGAGAAAUAACUCUACCGCUCGGUCUCAGCCCCGGGACCUUGACUCCCUCAAAUAUGGAGGAAGCGGAGAUGCUGAGUAUCUCAGACUCCUACGACCCCAGUCGAGUGGAACGAGUGUAACCUGCGACUCUGUGUUUAACACUGUGGAAAUCUUCCUUCUCCAAGUUUCGGCACGAGAAAAAAAACUAAACAAAAACUGGCCGUUCUCAUCCUGCGGCUCGGUCGGCCGUGACACUUCCAGAAUUGUUACAUAUCACCCCCUCACAAAUCGGAUUUUCCUGGUGCUGCGGGAACAUUUUUCUCAGCCAAAUAAAAAAAAGUGGUGCCAAUUCUCCUAGCCCUGCAAUUGGCUGGCGACCACUCCAGGGUUUCACUCAAAAUCACCCGGGUGAGGCUGCAGCACACUCGCGACCUGGAGGAGGACAAGCGGCGAAGAAAACAGAAGGAUGGAUGCUCAGUUUUCCGAGCCUUCUUCAAGUCUUGCCCUUCCCCUCCCGCCACCCUUCCAAUGUUUCUUUGCUCCACCAAGUCAACUGCCUUCCGUUGAAAUCGUCUUCUUUUGGCUUCCGUAUACCGCGCAUGUCGUCGUUUCCUCCCGCACUCGGCCAUCCGGCCCAGUGUUGAAUCAUGAAUGUAAAAGUGCUUCUGCUCCUCAAAAGAAUUGUAACAGGUAAGUUCAAAACAAAGGCAACAGUAUUGCAUUACAAUCAGUAUUAACCGUCACCAAAUGUAAAUAUAUAUUGAAAGAAGUAUACCGUUUUAUCUUGAUUAUAAAAAUGAGUUUAAGAAAUGUAUAUUUUCUUAUAUAUGUUCGGAAAAUUCUAGUUUUUUUUUUUUUAAUCUGAUAUUUGAGUGUCACGCUAAUAUGGACCCCCUCUAGUCUUUAUUCUUCUAUGUGUCUGAUAGCGAAUGUACUCAGCGAGUCUGGAUUGCAAUGAGAAACACUGUGGUCUUUGAAUAGUUUCACUCAAGAGCAAUAUAGUUACUGUAUGUUUGUUUGUUUUGUUUCGGGGACACAUUUUAGAGUGGUACGUCUCUAAUUGAAUGAGGUGAUCUCAGUUCAAUGUCUACAUUGAAGCUCUAUGUUUUGGUACGCGCGUGUGGUUUUACAAAUUCGGAGGUCAUUCGUGUCGUGGUCGUGAGUACCGAUAAUCACUUCGAAAACAGAAAGUUUUUUUCCAUGGUGGCGUGAUCCGUCGCUUUCAGCAUCAGCAUUAACCAAUGGCACACAAUGCGUAUCACAAGUGUCUGAUUUCAGUGCCACUUUACCAACCACUAUAAAACUCGUGUUGUAUAUUUUGGGCAGGUGGAGGUUUAUAUUGGACUGCCGUUGUUAAUCGGUGAUUUCAGAAGUGCUUUUCUGCAGGAAAUGAUGACGUGAAAGCUAUGUUGAAUGACAAGUGUGACCUGUUCACACUGUUUCUCUUGGUUAACUUAUGUGUAAAAAUUGUACCAUGAAUUAAACGUUUGCAUCAAUAACUCUGGUGUGACGGUGUUGGCAAUAACGGUAAUAACAAUGAAUUGUAAACUAAAAUCCUAUCAUUCUGAAUGACUAUUACAGCCACGAGAGGGAGAAAGUUAGCCUACUCGGGGGAACUUUUUUUUUUAAACUCCCAUGUGACAUUGACAAUGACAUUGCCACUUUUUUUUCUUUUUGACAAUCGACUUUAGACUUCAGUCACUGAAUUGUUUUUUACCUCUUCGGUGUCACCCUAAUACUUCUUUGGCAAUUCCUGAUAAUGUACGCAACAGUGUGAACGUGUUCAAUCAUUUUACGUUGUGACAUAUCAGUGCUUAUUUAUCAGGUUUUGGGCAGAAGUAACUUUGCUUUUGGGAUAGCAAUACAAGACAUUUGGGAAUAUUGUAUACCAAACCAAACUUUACGCUAUGCAUUGGACAUCGACAUACCAAAAUUCAAAGUUUUUCCUGUGUCUGGCCUUUGCCUUUUUUUUUUCUUCUGCUUUUGUCACAAGGAUAAUUUUGAUCCAUGACAUUUUAGUCUGGUUUGAGACAUAUAUGGAAAAGUGGCUUUGGCUGGACUAAGCCCAUGUACGCUCAAUCCGAAGUUGGUCUUGUUUUCGGCUCCACACCUGUCCCUCCUGUUUCCAGGUCAUUCUCGUUAAUCUUUUGUACUGCAAGUUAUUUGUAACAUAUAGAUUGAUUGGUGCACAUCUUGCUUUGAUAUUUUCUAUUUUCAUACAGACAAUAUAUGUAUAGCUUCUUUUUUUAUGUGUGGCAUCUUUAGUUUGUGUGUGUGUGUGUGCGCGCUCACGUGAAACGCGUAACAAGUUUCAGAAAAGUGUAUUUGCAUAUAAAGUAUUUUAAUUUGGUACUAUGGCAUAUAUAGUCUACCCAAUAAACAACUGUUAUAUUUCAUAUAAUGUAUAUUUUAUUUUCAAAAAGGUAUUCUACAUAUUUAAA